AUGGGCACACACAAAAGCGUAUUUGUUUUACUCAUUGCGAUUCUGAUAACUGGAAUACAAGGAGCAAGGAUAUUAGCAUACUUCCCUACACCAUCAAUAAGUCAUCAACUGGUUUUUCGACCGCUCACAGAAGCAUUGGCAGCGCGUGGUCAUGAGGUUAUUGUUGUCACUACUGAUCCCGCCUUUCCGAAAGGAAAAGCUCCAACAAAUUUAACAGAAAUCGACGUCCAUGAUAUAUCUUAUGAAAUUUGGAAAGGCCUUUUUAUACAUCAUACAGGAAACAAACGGGAUCUUAUGGUGCAAGUGAAAGCAAUUUUUGAAAAAUGGACAAAUAUUUUUUAUCGCCAAGCACAAACGGUGGAAGUAAAAGAAAUUUUGAAAAAGGAUAAAAACUAUUUCGACUUGUUGCUACUUGAAGCAUGUAAUCGCGUAGUUUUGGGAUUCGCGCAUAAAUUUGAUGCUCCAGUUAUUGGUAUUAGUUCUUUUGGGGGCGUAGCAGCACAAUAUCAUAUAAUGGGAGCUCCUACACAUCCAUUAUUGUAUCCAACAGCUGGAAGGCAGAGACUGUAUAACCUUUCUCUAUUGGAAAAAAGCAUUGAACUGCUAGGGCAUUAUUUACUAGACUUUUUGUUUGCCGACUCUGAAAUAUAUGAUUUUAAAAUAUUGCAAAAAGUUUUUGGAAAGGAUACUCCGAACUUUCCAGAGUUGAGGAAAAAAACCCAGAUGUUAUUUCUAAAUGAACAUCCACUUUGGGCUGACAACCACCCUGUACCUCCAAGUAUUCUUUAUAUUGGUGGAAUACACGCAACUAAGUAUAAGGAAUUACCAACGGAUCUCAAAAACUAUUUAGAUUCUUCGAAACACGGAGUAAUUUAUGUUAGUUUUGGUACUAAUGUGUUACCAUCAUUGCUUCCGCCUGAGAAGAUUAAGGUGAUGACAAAAGUUUUUUCUGAACUACCAUAUGACGUUUUGUGGAAAUAUGAUAAAGAUGUUUUACCAGGACAGUCGAAAAACAUAAAUAUUUCUAGGUGGUUUCCACAAUCGGAUCUCAUUAGACAUCCCAAGAUCAAAUUGUUUAUUACUCAAGGAGGUUUACAAUCAACAGAUGAAGCUAUAGAUGCUGAAGUUCCUAUGAUAGGUAUUCCAAUGUUAUUAGACCAAUGGUAUAAUGUUGAGAAAUAUGUUAACCAUAAUAUUGGUCUACAAUUGGAUAUAACGACUUUGAAUGAACAAAAUUUUAAGGAAUCUAUUGAAAAAAUAAUUCAUGAUGAAAGCUACAAGAAAAACAUUACAAGACUGAAGACAAUAAUGAGAGAUUAUCCAAUAAAACCACUGGAUAAUGCUGUUUGGUGGACAGAACAUAUAAUCAAAUACGGAGGAAAUCACCUUAAAUCACCAGCUGCUAGCAUGUCUUGGUCAGAAUACUAUGAACUUAAACUGGUGCUAAUUAUACUCGUUAUUUUAGUAGCCAUCUUAGGUCUAUUAGGUUGGAUUAUGAAAUUAGUUUUUAAAAUUGCGCCUGAAGAAAAUCCGCUACAUCAUCAAUCAGCUAUGUCAUCAAUUUUUGAAAAACAGUUCCAAUCAGUUGAAAUACAGGCACUGAUUAAUAACAAGGAUAAAAAGUUUGACUUACUAUUUGUCGACCAUUUUAUACGACUAGCUUUGAGCUAUUCCUACUUAUAUAAUGUCCCAGUUAUUUCAUUUAAUUCGUUUGGUCCUUCAUUUGGAACUUUUGAUUCUGUUGAUGCUGAUCUUCAGUCGUACUUAGAUCAAUCUACUAAAGGUAUUAUUUAUAUGAGUUUUGAAAGUAACUUCACAAUGUGUUUUAUUACAUUGGAAGAAAUUAAGCUAUUCACUGACGUUUUCUCUGAACUUCCUUAUAACGUGAUAUUAAAAUGGGACAACGACCUACCAGGAAGUCCUAGCAAUGUCAAAAUCGGAAAAUGGUUCCCCCAGGCGGGAAUUCGUAACCAUAUAAAUGAUCAGCCCCAGACGCCUCUAGAGCUUGCAGUAUGGUGGACUGAUGAAACAGCAAAUAUAUUAGCAGUAUUUCCAACGCCAUCAAUAAGUCAUCAAGUUGUUUUUCGACCGCUGAUGCAUGAACUAGCAAAACGCGGUCAUCAAGUGACAGUGAUUACUCCAGAUCCUGCAUUUUCUAAAGACCAAAUUCCUGCAAAUCUCACAGAAAUAGACGUCCAUGACGUUUCUUAUAAGUUAAUAAAUAAAUAUGUUGUGACAGCUAACGGAGACAAUAAUAACAUAAUACAUCAAGUCGUUACAAUUUUAUCAGUGAUGUUCUCGAUUUUUGAAAAACAAUUAAAAACGGCUGAAGUGCAAAAAUAUAUUAAUGACAAAACCAAAAAAGUUGAUUUAUUAUUUCUCGAACAUUUUGUACGCCCUGUUUUAAGUUAUUCUCAUUUAUACAACGUGCCAGUUAUCGUAUUCAAUUCGUUUGGCCCAACAUAUGAUGUAUUUAAUUCAGUUGAUAGUGUUAAACACCCACUCGUCUAUCCGGCACCGCCUUUGCAAAAGUUUUAUAAUAUAACAACAUUGGAAAGGUUAUAUCAAUGGUAUGUUUAUGGUAUAAUGAUCUAUAAAAUCAACUUCUUUCUUGAGAGGAAAGAAAAUGAACAGCUAAAAAGAAUAUUUGGUCAUAAAAUACCUGAUUUAAGUGAUUUAAGAAAUAAUAUUCAGAUGACAUUUCUUAAUACGCAUAGGAUGUUGGAUAACAAUCGUCCAGUAUCCCCAAAUAUACUGUAUGUAGGUGGAAUACACAAAAACCCUGUACAUGAUUUACCAAAGGAUCUACAAUUGGAUCUAGACGAGUCAAUCCAGGGUGCUAUUUAUAUAAGCUUUGGAAGUAUGAUUCUCACAUCAUUAUUUAAUCUGGAAUUUAUUCAAUUAUUAACUGAUGUUUUUUCUGAUUUACCUUAUAAUGUGUUAUUAAAAUGGGACCAUGAUAUACCAGGAUGCCCUAACAAUGUCAAAAUAAGGAAAUGGUACCCUCAAUCGGAUUUGUUAAGGCACAAAAAUGUCAAAUUAUUUAUAACACAUGGAGGAUAUCAAUCAAUAAGUGAAUCUAUAGAUGCGGCAGUUCCUUUAAUCGGUAUCCCGAUGUCAUUAGAUCAAUGGUAUAACAUCGAAUUGUGCUUAAAGCAUGAGAUAUGCGUCAAACUGGAUUUCAAAACUCUAACGAAGGAAAAGUUAAAAAACGCAAUUGGAACCGUAAUUGGGAAUAAAAGUUAUCGUAUAAAUAUUCUCAAACUUCGAAGACUAAUACAUGAUCAGCCGCAGCCGCCUCUAGAGCGUGCAGUGUGGUGGACGGAGUACGUGCUACGGCAUGGUGGUGCAAAGCAUCUGCGAUCCGCAGCUGCGCAUAUGCAUUGGACGCAAUAUUAUCAACUAAAUAUAAUAUUAUAUUUGCUCCCUCCAACUUUUGUACUAAUUUUAUUAGUU
Molecule: messenger RNA, 3456 nt
Organism: Pararge aegeria (speckled wood butterfly)
Lineage: Eukaryota; Metazoa; Arthropoda; Insecta; Lepidoptera; Nymphalidae
Exons: 11
Molecular function (GO): UDP-glycosyltransferase activity
Source: RefSeq, a predicted model, not a curated record